GUGUCCUGCUCCCCUCUGCAGACCUCCGUGGAAAAGUAGCUGUGGAGGAGACUCACGACCACGGAGCUCAGGUUGAGGGUGAGGGACAGCGCCGAGAGCACCGUGGAGACGGGCAGCAGCACGGGCCGGACCGGCGCGGGUAUGACCGAGGAGGAGGCGGCGGCGGCGGACUCCUUCGCUGCCGCCUGGUGGGACUGCAGCUGGAAUAUCAGGAUCACCGAUAAGACGGUCAUGAUGGCCGACAGCCCUCCCAGGAAGGACAGAACGAUUAGAGACCUCUGGCUGUACUUGAGCGUCGCGUUCAUCUUGAAAUUGGCUCCAGAAGGUCGGAAAGAGCAGCUUCCCGUCGUCCAGUGGGACUACUACACUCCUGCGCCGUGGGCAGGCAUUGCGGUGCGCAGGAAACGUUCCUGUCCGGAGGAAAAUUUUCUUCCUCGAGUUGUGGGAGAAGACAUGGGGAGAAAGAAAAUCCAAAUUUCUCGUAUCAUUGACCAGAGAAACAGACAGGUGACCUUCACUAAGCGUAAGUUUGGCCUGAUGAAGAAGGCAUACGAGCUGAGCGUGCUCUGUGACUGCGAAAUCGCCCUCAUCAUCUUCAACAGCACCAACCGUCUGUUCCAGUACGCCAGCACUGACAUGGACAAAGUUCUGCUGAAAUACACAGAGUACAGCGAGCCGCACGAGAGUCGCACCAACACCGACAUAUUGGAGACGCUGCGCAGGAAAGGCCACGGCCUGGACGGCUCCGAGCUCGACAGCGAGGAGAGCGCGCAGGCGGCGGCCGACAAGUAUCCCGGCAGCGACAGCAUGGAUCUGUCUGUGGCCCGCCAGCGCUUCUGUCCUCCCUCUCUGCUGUCACCGGAGACUCAGUUCCUCGUGUCUGCCGGGUGUGAGAACGGCUUCCCCAACUCUUCGGCGUCCGUCGCGGCGUCCCACCGGCCCCCCGGGUUCAAAGCUCUGAGCUCUCGUCCGGGUUCUGCGGGUCCGGCGGGACCGCACGCGGCGUUCAUGUCCCCACAUCCAGGCAUCGGCUACUCCGUGUUCUCCCAUGGCAACCUGAACCGAGCGCUGGACAUGAAAAGCCCUCCUCCUCUGAGCCUGGGCAGCGAAAACCUGCGGGCAGACGCUGCUAAUCAGGCCAUGGGGGCCACAAGAGUAAACCACAGCUCUGCUAGGAGUCUGUUGUACCAGGGCCUGCACAGCGGCAGCUCGAUGGUGGCGAUGGGUAAAGCAGGUCUCCUGAGUCACGGGUUGGGGGGCUACGGGCUCCCCCCUGCUGGAGCCUCUGAGUACAACCAGCCUGGUUUCUUUCACUCUGUCAGUUUACAGCGAGGACCGGUGAAUCCCUGGCAGCAUGAGUCUCAGACUCCUCAUAUCAGCUCAGGAAUGUCCAGCGGGGGGUGCUCCUUCCCAUCUCAGUCUUGCUCCUCCAACUCCUCUCAUCUUGCCUCCCUGAACCUCAGCAUCAAAUCGGAGCGAAGCUCGCCUGACCACAUGUGCUCUCCAUCCUCCCCUCGUCUGCACCACCUCAGGCAGCCUUCGCCCACGGGCAACGGCGACGUGGCGCGCCGCAGCCCUCCAGAAACCCACCCGGCCAACAGGACGAAGGAGCUUCCCAAAGCCGGCUACCCGCAGGACGGAGAGGAGCGAGGGCAGCCUGUCAGGCAGCUGGAUAUGAGUGACGGCUGGCAGACAUAGCCAGCUGCCACCGCCUCCCGCUCAACGGCUGCCAACAAAACCCGACGGGGUCGAGAUGUUUUCUAGCGCGCACCCCCACACGUCUCGUCUCGCAGAGCUGGGCUCUCCAGGGUGGGAAAGAAAUCCUCCCUUCAAGUCACUCGCUUGAUCCCACGAGGCGAUAGAUGCAUACAAUACAGACUUUCUCCUUCUUUUUUUUUUUUAGAUUUUUCUGUGCUGAAACAAAAUACAGUUUGAUUAUGUUUUUUUUUUGUUUGUUUUGCAGCUUUUGGAAAAUAGUUAAAGACUACUUGAGAUCAGGUUUUUAAAGCGGGGAAGUUUAAAGGUUUCUGAAAGUACAUUUGGCCUUUAAAACAGCAUCUCUUCCAAGUCAGGACUGAACCAAGACACGAAACGCCAUUUUUAAAAACAAUGAAUAAACAUUGACAUUUAUAUUAUUUUAGAAAGUGUAGAUUUUUUAAAAAAAUAACCAUUUUAACAUAAAUUGGCUUCCUACAUCAUGAGGAUUAGUAUGUCAAAAUUUGUUUUGACUGAUCAAUUUUUGACUAAUUGAUGAGUCAAAAAUCAAACUUCUAAAUUAUAAUAAAAAGGCUUUUGAAACUAGCAAACAAGAGGCUUGACUCGAAACUUGAUUCGGUCUGACAUGAAAAUUAAUAUCUUGUCCAAGAACCUGUCUAAAAAUAUGCAUUGAAGUUAAUUUGUAAUCAAAAGCAAUAACUUUUACUUUUAUUAUGUUCUCCUAUCAUAAAGGUAAACUUGAAAAGACUCAUUUUCCCCCUGUAGGAGCGUCUCUUGUUCACCUCCGUGAUGCUAGGCUAAUCCGUUGCCGUCUAAGCCAUUUUCAGACUCCAUGUGAACACGCCUGCCUUAUUUAAAGCAGAGUUCUCAGAAUUGGAACCUUUUUCUUUUUGCUCUCAAGAUUGACACAUUUUAAGCUUUAACACUCUUUCUUUUAUAUCUUCAAAUGAGGGAGAUUUUUUUUUUUUUAAAUGAUGCACAAAUGCUAUCCCCAAGCUUUAUGCUAAAUCCUGCGAAACCAAAAGACACAUCCACGUAGCCCAGUGCACACGUAUGCAGGCCGGGUAAAGAUGUGUAAAAGCGUUAGACAUUGAUGGUGGCAGCAUCGUGUCACACUGACAGUCCUGGAUCCUCUCUUAUCAUCUCUGAUGAGGUCCUGACAUGACCAGGACUAUUUGCCUGAUCAGCGAUUUGGCUUAAUUUGCUCACAUGCCUUGUUAAAACAUCUUGUGGUGACACAUUUUCAGUUUUCUGGUAGGAGUCCAGAAAACUUCCUUAAACCUUCUGGUAUUUACAAAAACAAGAAACAUGUGAUAAAUUGUAACAGGUGUUCUGCAUCACAGAUACUUCCACCGUAUUUAUGAAUGAAAAUUCGAUAGCUUUCCCGACGUGGCUCUCCAAAAAUAAGACAAUUAUAUAGAUACGAUUUUAAUAUUUGAUAGUUAUGAUAAUUUCCCCCUAGAAAAAAAUUUGCUUAGAUUUUCCUUCUCCCCUCAUUCUGUUCACUGUGUGUUGGCACAAAAUACAUGCCUUCCUUACAACAAGUUGCCAAAAUAAAUUUGGCUCACUAAUAAAUAAAAGUUUGCAUUACGCUGCAGUUUUUUUUAAAAGUGUACUUACUGUAUUUAUCUUUAAUACCAAUAAUAAAUGUGGAUGGACGCUGAACCGAACAAGGUCAAAUGAGACUUUGUUGCCACAGCUGCCGUCUCUCGCCUCUUCAUGUUGUAGAUGUUGCUGCUUAUGCUGCUCAUAAAUCUUUGCUCUUCUAUUGUUCUGCUCUUUUUAGCUCCAUUGAUGUGUAGUAAAAACUGCUGGUGUCCGUUCAAGAGAAGACCUUCAGAUCAUUUCUGCUUCUUGUCCUCUAGGGGGCGGUAUUGUGUCACACUGUCGCACCUCGUAAGGCUCAGGCUGUCUGCGGAAAGCUUUCUGCUUUCUGCUGAUUGGUUAACUUAAAAAAAAAGGAUGUCCAUGACCUGGUGGAGGUUCAGGUUCAUGUUUUACCUCAGUGAAAAGAGGUCGUCACAUCGAACCUCUGCGGCGGAAUUGGCUUUGUUUUUAUUUCAUGCGUUUAUAUAUCUAAAAAAAAUAAAAUGUUUUUAUUAGUGUUCUUAUUUUACUGCAGAUUAUUAUUUUUUCUUUCCUAAUGUUUGUUGAGUUCCUCUCCAGCAGAACAGAGACAGAUUUUUAUUUGA
Messenger RNA from Poeciliopsis prolifica (blackstripe livebearer), 3908 nucleotides. It is a transcript of the gene mef2b, whose product is annotated as myocyte enhancer factor 2b. NCBI's taxonomy places the organism in Eukaryota, Metazoa, Chordata, Actinopteri, Cyprinodontiformes, Poeciliidae. Gene Ontology annotation, molecular function: RNA polymerase II cis-regulatory region sequence-specific DNA binding; DNA-binding transcription factor activity, RNA polymerase II-specific; protein dimerization activity. Gene Ontology annotation, biological process: positive regulation of transcription by RNA polymerase II. The record is from RefSeq and is a predicted model, not a curated record.